Molecule: messenger RNA, 1515 nt
Organism: Drepanopeziza brunnea f. sp. 'multigermtubi' MB_m1
Lineage: Eukaryota; Fungi; Ascomycota; Leotiomycetes; Helotiales; Drepanopezizaceae
Source: RefSeq, a predicted model, not a curated record
AUGGAUGUACUACACCCAUUAAUGCUUUCCUUCCCUCCAGAUCCUCUCUCACAAAGCCCUCUCUCUGACCAAGAAUACGACGCCGCAAUCAGAGAGCAGAUCGAAGUGUUGAAGAAGUUAGAUGAAGCCAAAUUCUUUGAGAAGACCACGGGUGGGGGGAACUUAUUAGAUGUCAUCGACCCAGCCCUGAACACCGUCCCGUACACGUACAUUCUGAUGGCAAAUAUUCGCAACUACCAUAAGCACCACGGCAAAGAUAUUGAUAUCGAUAGCCUCUGGGGAAAAUUGACGAACUUCCUAAGUGUAUUCGACCCGAGACAGAUCAGGUAUCUUGGGGAGGCUCUCUGCUCCAUCAUUAUGAACGUGGCAGAGAUGGCUCGAGGCAAUAACAAGGCUCGUACACCAUCCAUCCCCGGACUUGCAGUCCCUCCGAUUAGAAACGCGCUGUUGCGGCUGGACCCGUCUGGUAGCAUGCUCACUUCAAACCAUCUCAUUCUUGUCAAGCUCGCUCUAGAGUCUGGGAGUUACAUGGACGUCACUCCGGUCAUCGACAAGUUCAUCCUAUAUUUUCCAGGAUUCUCAGACGUUCCAAGGCCAAAGUACCUCUGCGAUAUGAGUCUCAGUCCUGCCGCCUUCCUUACACCCACCUUUAAGCUCAGCGACAACCUCAGGUACCAAAGUAUCCUGGAAUAUUUUCUCUGGAGUGCGAUGGUACACAUGGGGCUGCACAGUUGGGAGAGCGCACUACAAUGUCUAGAAAGCGUAAUCACAUAUCCCGCUAUGGAUUCGGCGAGUAAGAUCAUGACAGAAGCCUAUAAGAAAUGGGUCCUCGUUGGCCUUGUGCACCAGGGACGCCUGUUGAGAUUGCCAAAAUCUACCAGUGUGGGCCCCGCAAGAGCAUAUCACAUUAUUGGCAAGCAUUACGAGACUUUGGCUAACAUAUUCGAGAAUGGUACUGCGUCUAGACUGAAGGCCGAGGUAGAUGCAGCAAUGCACAUUUGGAAAAAGGAUGCCAAUUAUGGAUUGGUGAUGGAGGUUUUGGAGGCUUUCCAGAGAUUCCAGAUCCGUGGUUUGACACAGGUCUACAGCAAGAUCUCAAUCCCAGAAAUUCUCAACCAGACUACAGAUGCUGUAACCGGAUCAAAGCUGCCCACACCACAAGCUUGCGAGGAUCUCGUGCGGGCUAUGAUUCACGCAGGAGAUUUGCAAGCCACCUUGAGCAAUCCUCCAAGCGGUCCCUCGAUCCUUACUUUCCUUCCAUCCAGCCCAGCCUUGACAGAAGCCCAAAUGCAAAGAGAACUCGUGGGAACUUCGGCACGAAUCCAAGCUUUGACGGAGAAGAUAAAGCAAACCGAUCGGAUGCUGACCCACGACAAGGAUUACAUCAAGUUCAUCCAUAAGCAGAAGAGAGCCAAGGCGGCACGUGGGGGAAACGAUGAUCAUGAUGUUGCGCAAACAUCAGAUUGGGAUGAUAUCAACGACGACGAGGAUAUCAUGGGUGAUGGGGGGUAUUGA